Molecule: messenger RNA, 3099 nt
Organism: Cryptococcus deneoformans JEC21
Lineage: Eukaryota; Fungi; Basidiomycota; Tremellomycetes; Tremellales; Cryptococcaceae
Exons: 10
Coding region: 286-3003 (905 amino acids)
Molecular function (GO): metal ion binding
Source: RefSeq, a predicted model, not a curated record
CUCAAUCCUUCGCUUUCACACAACGACCAGCUCAUCAUUGAUCGUUUCUGGCACGACUCAUCUUUUUCCAAGCAUUUGUCUUCUCUGUGCUGCUUUCGUGACAUCAAGGCAGCUUCACGCUUUGUAUACUUUUAAAGAUAUCAGAUAAGGUGUGGUGGUGAGCGAGUUGUACGUAUAGUCGAGGAAGGCCAUUGUGUUGUUGGUCAAUGAUUGGAUAAGACGCAACCAAGAAAUCUCGCCGACUAUCGAUUGUUCUCCACGUAUCAUCCCCUCGGUGCAGGCUGUAUGCCAGCUCUUCCGACGUAUAUUAGAACGGCAAUUAAUCCAAAGGACCUUGGAUUAACAAUACAAGCAAUGUCAGAUCAACGAAAAGACGCUGCCGCUGCAUGGGAACGUUUGUUGAGUAACGGUUCCGUAUCACUGCCACCGGAUAUUCUAGAAGCCGUACGGAGGCAACAUGUAGUGCCGCGUACGCCAUUGGAUAACCAAAACCUGCAAAAUUGGUCUCCGUUUCUCCAGCGGCAGCCAAUGGCUCAGCAAGAUCCUGCAGCUUCCAUCGCUGGACAUGCAACUCCUCAACAAAUUUCUAAUGCAUUGGAGUUACCGCAAGGAACACACAUGUUGCACUCAGCAAACCCACCUCUUUACUCUUCUAUACAGCCUCCGACAAGCCAACAUCCAGGUCUUACUCAUCAUACCUUUCAGAGCUCAAUAACCAACCUUCCUCAAUCCGUUAAUCCGGCUCUUUUGAGCAUUGCUCAACCAUUACCUACUGGAAUAUCCAGUGACCCGCCCUUUAUAUCUCAAGCUUCCCUUCCGCCGUUUCCGCAGCAAGAGAGAACACAACUUCCGUUUGUACAGCCUCUGUACGCUCACAAGCGCCCUAGUAAUUCUCCUUUACCUACGUCUUCAGCAGUCAAGAAACAAAGGACUGUGGAGGUUGUGGACCUUUCUCAGUCACCCCCAGCUAACUCGCAACAUCCGUUAACGUCCGCCGCGAGUCAGUCAUCAGUCGACAGUAGACAGGCACGUUCGCCUUUAAAGCAGGCAACUGGGCCACCACCAACCACUCAGGGCACUUUGGAUCCGUACUUGGCCGCACCAGGUGAAAAUGGGCAUUAUCAGGCUUUUACAGGCAAACAUAUACCGCCACCGUUUUCACAUGAACCUUCGGUUGAGGAAGCAAAGAAAGCCGAAAUCAGCAACGGAGCUGUGGCAAGUAGCUCUAAGUCGGUACCUUCCAAGGCUCUCCCUGCUCCCAACUCUAUCGUUGAUAUGUCCACAAUUCGUUCUCUCAUCAAUACAGAGAUUCUCAAGAAGAGCAAUAGCCCUGGGUCGCUUUUCAAGCAUCUAAGAAUGCGCGGAGAAGAUGAUAAGGAGCCCCCUUCAUUCACCCCCAACCCUGAUGAACUUCUAGAAAUCCUUAGUCAAUUACGGGACCAUGCUCCCGGAGCUUACUUGGCCAAAAUGGCAGAUAAUGAUAGAUAUGUACAAGUGUGGCAAAGAUGGUUAAAGCAAUGUCGUAAAGAACCUGAAAUUUGGGAAAAAGUUAUGGUACCAUUGCUGGAGGUUCUUUCACGGACGGAAAUGCCAUUAGAAACUGCAAAAGAGUAUGGUUUGAACAAACACGCAAUGAGUCUGCCUCCUCUGGCAAAGAAGAAAAAUCUCUCUAGCGCGGAUGCCAUUCAGACAGCUUUCGACAAAUAUUCGAAGUACCUCUUAGCAGUACACAAACGACAUCAAGAAGCCAAUGCUAAGGCGAAAGAGAACAAGUCGACUGAGUCCAGCAAUGCAGGUACUAAAAGAAAGGCCGAUCAAGUCAUCAAGGACGACGGCAAAGUCAAGGAAGAAUCCUCUACCAAACGUCCAGCGAUCAAGACCUCCAACUCAUCUACCAAAGCUUCUUCUGUCUCUGGCACGCCCAAGUCCUCAACAAAAUUAUCUACUGUUUCCGAUAUGUCGUUCUUCUCUGCUCCUGCUGCAUCGCAAACUCCGAAACCUAAACCGAAACCCACCUCGUCUUCUUCAAAACCUAUAGCUUCCCAGGCAUCAGCUGUGUCGUCAUCUGCCAAAAGCUUUACUCUUGGUAAUUUCCUGGCCACUAUGAACAAUAAGCAAGGUACUGCUCAGAAUCCGACCACUGAAAUCAAGAAAGAGUCUAAAGAGCCGAGAUAUACUACGAAGGGCAGGUUAAUAAGAUCGGUCAGAUGGAAAGAGGACGCACAGUUGGAAGACGUUCGAGAAUUUUCGCCGGCUGCGUGGGAGAAGGAACUGAUGGGACACGGACCAAAAGUCAGUGUUCAUGAGUUGGACAUGCAAGAAGGUGCGAUGUUGGCGAUGAACCGAAACAGGGGAGAUAUCGAUUGGUAUGAACCUACUAUGUAUCUUGAAAAACCAUCCAAUUUCCCAAUAAUCACUGAAGAAGUACAAUACCAGCUGGAGCGUGAGCGUGGUAUCCUAUCCGUACAGUAUCUCGCUGGCGAGGUGAUUCCUGAUCCCGUCGAGGACAAUGUUCGCACUGUGGAGGAAGAUGAGAGUACUCGGCGUAUGAACCCUGCUGUUGUCGCUGAAGACUCUCAGAAGAGCAUAAUGUUAGAAUCCGCUCCGACUGCAACUUCUGUCCAGUCAUUGUUGGCCAACCUUCAGGGCAUACCCUUACAACAAUCUCAUAUUCACGACCAGCCACAUUACUCCGGAGCUGGUCAACCUGCAAUGGCUUUCACUGCCAACCCCGCGACAGCUUUUCCGGCCUAUUAUGCAGAACAGCUUUCUACCGGAUGGGGGGCACCGCCAGUUCCUGCCUCGUCCACUGCAGGUGUUGAGCAAUAUUGGGAGCAACGGGAUCCGUAUGACCAUUCGCAAUCAAGUUCGAAAGGAAAAGGAAAAAAGAAGAGAGGCUCUUGGCAGAUAGAAAAGAAGGGGACAAAAACAUGCCAGUACUGGCUUCAGGGAGACUGCAAAUAUGGGGACAGCUGCCACUUCGCCCACACUACCGACUUAUAGUGACUUAUGACUGGGUCAUGGAAAUGGAUUGUAUUUUAUCAUAGUCGGAUUGGGUGACUUCAUGUGUUUAACGAGUUAUGUAUUCUGCUAUCAUGG